AUGGACCAGGGAAUUAUGACCGGAGCGGUAUUCAUUGAUUUGAAGAAAGCUUUUGAGACUGUUGACCAUGGUUUGUUAGGCGAAAAGUUGUCUCAUUAUGGUAUACGUAACUUGGAACUGUCGUGGUUCAGUGAUUACCUUGGAAAUCUUAGCCAAGUUGUUCAGUAUCAGAAUACCUUCUAUAUGCCCUGUAAACUCUCCACGGGUGUUCCGCAGGGAUCAGUACUUGGUCCGCUUUUAUUCGUCCCAUUUAUUAAUGACCUACCAGAAUGUCUGGACCGCUGCAGUAUUUUGAUGUACGCCAAAGAUGCAGUCCUGUAUAUAACCAUGAAAUGUUUGUAAGAAAAACCAAAUUAACAAUACAUGCACAAAGUUAAAUAAAAAUGAUACAAUGACUUUCUUACUCUUUUUAAAUAUCAAGGCGCCAAGGUAUUUAAUAAACAGACUAGGUUAGCUAGCCACAUGUCUACAGUGGCACAUCAAGCAUUCUUGAUAUUUUAGUAUUACAAAAACUAUCUAUUAGUAUGUAUUAUAAUCUAGAGCAUUCUAAAUUGUGAAAUAGGAAAAAUACAACAGUGAUCCUCCAUUUUUUAAAAUUAACUUUACAAUCAUAUCAUAUAAAAAAUACACAUACAGCUGUGAUUGAAGGGUUGGACAACAGAACUAAAAUCCCACACUAUGUCAUACAUAUAGGGGAAAUCAUAUUGACCUUCGAAUCUCCGAAAUGGCAUUUCUUUAGUGUGCCAACCAUUUGCUAUCAAUAUUUCUGUCCCCGAUUACCUUUAUAUAUCUCCUGUGAUACUUGAGAAGUGGUUGUAUAUAAAAGGUGCGAAGGUCGAACAUUUUUUGCAAAAUUGAAGUGUCUAGAUCGUCGGAAAAGGUAUUUUCAGAGUCUCAUUUACCUCUUUCGUUCGGUCCUUUCCAAAUUAAAUUGGUACACCAGCUCGGUAUGGAGCACGGAAACAAUGCUGAUUCAAAAAGUGUUUGCAAUAAGGAUUACAUAACGUUUCAAAAUGUAUUAAUUUAUUUGGACACGGAAAUAAAACUACUCACAGAAAUAUGUUGAUUGCAAACACAUUUACUUAACCAAGGAAUUGUCUGAAAGAUAUUUCUGAUUGAUAUGACCAUGACGUAAUGCAUGCUGAGAAUGAAAUUUCUGUGUGUGUGUGUUUGUCUGUCACGGCUCGCUAAGUUAAAAAGUAUCCAACGUAUCGAUACGAAACUUUAAGGGAGUAAAGGCUGUUUUCUACUUCGCCCGUAUCGUAACGUAACACAUACCGUUGAGCAUGCGCAGCUUGAACAUGGAUUUUCAAAUUUACGUACUUCCGGUUGAUUCGCGUAUCAAAAUAAAAAGUUCGUCCCAAUCAACUUUUUAGCAUACCACGGAAGUAUUACUCAAUUUUGAAAUUUGAAAUUUGUUUUGAUACGUGUAGGUACAUUACGCUUGAAGUGGAAAACGGCCUUAAAGGCCAAUUUACGGAUUGAUUAACUUUUGGUUAAAAUUUGGCUCGACAUUGGAUCAGACAUUUGCAUAAGUUAAGUUAGUCUUCCUUUGCUGGGUAUAACAAACAGCUUCCGUAAUUAGCCCAUUGUACGCCAAAAUACUUCAACUUUCCAUUUUGUCAUCCUUGCUCAUCCUUGUUUUAUCUAAGGCGCUUCAAAGACAAUAAGUUUCCUUUUUAAACCCACUAAAGUAACUACGAGCGUCAGGUGACUUUGCCACAUAUCUCUGGUUAUAUUUGUUUCAGUUGGUACAACACAGCCCACUACAGAUCCUAUAGUUACUACAACACUGCCCACUACAGAUCCUGCAGUUACUACAACACUGCCCACUACAGAUCCUGCAGUUACUACAACACUGCCUACUACAGAUCCUGCAGUUACUACAACACUGCCUACUACAGAUCCUGCAGUUACUACAACACUGCCUACUACAGAUCCUGCAGUUACUACAACACUGCCCACUACAGAUCCUGCAGUUACUACAACACUGCCCACUACAGAUCCUGCAGUUACUACAACACUGCCUACUACAGAUCCUGCAGUUACUACAACACUGCCCACUACAGAUCCUGCAGUUACUACAACACUGCCUACUACAGAUCCUGCAGUUGGUACAACACUGCCCACUACAGAUCCUGCAGUUACUACAACACUGCCCACUACAGAUCCUGCAGUUGGUACAACACUGCCCACUACAAAUCCUACAGUUAGUACAACACCGUCCGUUAUAUAUACUACAGAUGGUCCAACAGCGUCCACACCAGGUACAGGUACUAUUGGUAUAUUUUUUAUUUUAAUUUUUUAUAUGUAAUCUUUAAUUAACGCGUUCCAAACUAUAUUUGUAUUUUGCAAAAUAGAAUAUUUUUCCCAGAAACUGUAUGAUUGGCCAAAUUUGCCGGCACCAAAAAAGUUUCAUUCCAAGUAGCUGAAUUAUGCAGUCAAAAAUACCGUCUCCAUAAGUUAGAAAUAUUGCAGACAUAGCGCAAUAGAUCAAGUGUUAACAGUGCUCAAAGGAGUAUGUUGUUUGCAAACACAUUUACUUAACCAAGGAAUUCUCUGAAAAAUAUUUCUGAUUGAUAUGACGAUGACGUAAUGCAUCUGAGAAUGAAAUUUUUCUCUCUGUGUGUUUGUCUGUCACCUCGAUUAGUUGAAAAGUAUCGAACGUACCGAUACGAUAAUUUAAAGGGAUAUGGCAAUAAAAAUUACCUUUGUUGUAUUUGAAAGAACUUUUAAAGUUAUAUAUGAAGACCCUUUACAACUUUUUCGUACCUUGCUUGGUUUUCGAAAGAUUUUGACCAAAAAUAAUGUGCAGUCCGCCAUCUUGGUACUAUAAUUGACCUAAUUAGCUGAAAAUUUAAGUUCGUCUUCCUUUGCUGGGUGUUGUAACCGGCUUCCAUUUAUGGGUGAUUUAUAACCUAAUUCGUUGGCAGAGGCUAUGAAUCGAAUUAUUCAAGUCCCUUCUAGCUUGCAUGAACCUUAACAUUUUUAAUUUUAAUGUAAUUUAGUUCCUGCAUGUGCCAGUGAUCCAUGCAUGAAUGGUGGAAAUUGUUCAGAGAAUGGAACAACAUUCUCUUGCCUAUGCCCAGUUGGAUAUACUGGCCAGCUCUGCGAAAUGCCAAGUAAGUAUUAUUUUCAAAAAUGUUCUAAAUGUUGUUUUUUUCUUUCCCAUUUAUAUUCCGGAAAGAACUUUGCGGAAUGGAGUUUCAUUUCAUAACUGAGAGUCCAAGAUAUUUUUAAAUUUAAAUUACGGUCGAAAAUUGGGUGAUAGUGGUUGAGAAAUUUUCAAUGCUGGAAAAAAUAGAUUUGCCCUUGAGUGUCCUAAUCAGCACGGUACCCAGUGUUUUUAGCUUGCCUGUCAGCGUUUCUCAUUGAUGAUUUUCAAUCCCAACUGAGUCCACUCCUGACAUUCCCAAUAUUUUGUUGAGCAGUGGGAGGUCAACUCACGAAUUUUAGCCAUACAGCCGCUAUUACUGAUGGAGUUGUCAAUCCACUCUCUCUGUUUGGAUAUCCGGUAAUCCGUUUCUCGAGAGUCGUACUCAGGACCCAACCUGUGAACAGGCAUACUCUGCGUACGAGAUUGGCCAAAUCAUGAAGAAACUUAAAUAAACAAUAAUUGUUGUUUCUUGAUACAUUCAAUAGCUAAGUUAAAUUACAAUGUACGCACACGGAUUAAAGUUUUAACUUAAUUUACUUUUAAGUUUUAAUUUAAUUUAACGUAAUUUAAAAAUUACAAUCCUUACAGUGGCUAGCAGUGGCGUAACUUUCCAUUCAAACUGCCGAAUAUGCUAUAUAGUUUUUAAACUCCUGUAAUUGGCUAAAAAAGCAUGUCAUGCCUGCAUGAAAUAAGUAAGCUUCUUGUGCGGAGGAUAUACAGGAAAGCAGUGGUAUUGACACCAGGGAGGCGAGAGCUCAAACAACUCUCUGUCUCCCCCCCCCCCAACAAAUUCUGAAAGCCUUUGAAUGAUAGCUGAAAAAUAUAGAGAAUAAUACAUGGGUGCGCGGAAAUACCAGAUGUAUUUCCAGUGUUGAACAUGAUAUCUCAAGAGUGAGCGCAGCGAACGAGUGAGAUAUCAUGUUCAAUACGAGAAAUAAAUCUGAUAUUUCCAAGCAUCCAUGUAUUUUUCUGUUUAUUAUUUAAAGGACAGUCUUUGAAAAGCGAUAAUUUUCACAGAAAAGCGAUUAUUGAAAAGCGAUAAUUUUCACAUGUGAAUUUAUCAUAAAUAAUCUCACAUGUGAGAUUAUCAGUUUUAUCAGUGCUCGAAAUCUCUAUAAAGCACUAUACUUUAAAUAAUAAAAAGCAGUAAAAAUAUUUUUCAACCAUUGGUCGGCAAUAAAUUAAGCUAUAAAUUGCCAGAAAUGUGAGGCUAAAGUUUAUUAAAGAACUGAAAUUUCUAGAAGCAAAAGAUGGUCAUAUUGUGGCAACCUAUAUUCAGCCUUCCCACAAAAAAUUUGUAGUGUCGGCCAUUGCAGUAAAAGCAUACAAUUUGAUUUGCGUAAAUUAUAUAAUUUUUAUGCCAACAAUAUGUUUGUGACAAUUUCACCAACACUCAACAGUAUUUAUAUUUUAUACAAAUGCGAAAGCUUUUGAGACGGAAGCAGGUAAACACCUGUGCCUAAGGUGGAAGAGUCGACUUGGGCUUAACUAUCUGGUAUACUGGCAGCAGGUCAUCCCACAUGCAUCUUACAUAUUACCUGAUUUAUUGGCGUAAAGCUGUAGCAUAUACCCUGCCAUUGAUUUAUAGUUUGUAUAUUCUUGGGUUUGUAUUUGUGCAGAUAUGAUUGUGUGAAAUUGGCAAAGCAUAAUAAACAUUAGCUAAUUAUACCGCUUGUAUAUAACAUGUAUACUUUACAUAUUCAUUGACAAACAUCGUCAAUGAAUAUGUAUGACAUCGUUCUGUGUUAACCUAAUAGUUAUAUGACAUUAGUAUAAAUUCAUUAUUGAAAAAUAGCUUCCAAGCGUUCUGAUUGACUCCCUGAGCAGUAACUCUGAGGCAAAAGUUACUGCUUUGAAUGAGCAGUAACUAUUGCUUUCAAAACAAAAUGGCUGCCGAAAUUCCACUUGUAAACAAAUCAUUGAAGAAAAAUUACUAUUCCCCUGAAAGCAAAAAAGCAACAAUAUAUGGUGUUAACCUAUUUCCGAAAGACGAAAGAACCUUUUAGAUGCUCAAAACAAUUUCUUUGGCAAUUUAAAACCGGAAAAUAACAGAAUCGGGCGAUAUGGUUCCGACAGCUAGAUUCGUGGACUCAUCCCGUUAAAUCUACAUCCCAGAUUUGCUAAACCAAUACCGAUAGUCUGACCUUUCUUCGCAGCCUCUAGUAUUGGAAUAAGGCUGGAAACGUCGGUGUGCAAAUCUUUUCCAAGAUUAUGCCAGAUACUUUUCUCCAUGAAUUAUUUCCUCUUAUAAGCCACCUUCUGUUCGUAAUUGCCGAAUGUUAUCUCGUUUGUCGCCAAAGGUCAGCACAACAGUUUUUUUCUCAUUAAAAGUAAGUCUCCAUUUUAGGCUAUAGUUAUGAACUUGUACAAGCAUGUUAUCAAGACCUGGUUUUAAUCUUGACAUUAACGUAAGAUCGUCAGCAAACAUUGGCGAUCCAACAAACAAAUUUUGAAUAACUAUACCAGUAGAUAGCUUUUCCAGCUCGCUUAUUAUGUCAUCAAUGAAGAGAAGAAAUAGCCAUGGCGAUAAUACCCCACAUUGUCGAACCCCCUGUAAGAUAUUAUACUGUGUCGAACGUUUACCAUUAUAAACAACGUAUUCCUCCGUGUCUGAGUACCAACCUUUUAUUAGCCUCCAGCACUUUCCUCUAAUAUUUACGUUGUGAUAUAAUUGAAACAACAUGACACAUUACUGUCAAUAGCCUUCUUACGAAGUGUCGACACCAUUUCUUGACAGUAUAAAAUUCAUCAAAAUGCUUAGUUCAUAUACAACCCGUAUGUAUUUACUCACAAGAAAAUGAAUAUAUUUCCAUUGAUUUAAAUGUAUCCUGGAUUUAAAUGUGCGAUGGGCCGUAGAUAUGUGGUGGUCUGUGAUUUUAACACCAAUUAAGUCACCGAGCUCAACAACCAAUUGCUUUGGUCACAGGUGUGACCGGAACGUCAUUAAUCUCGACGCAGUCUCGUCUUAGAGAUUGCUUUAUGUUAUCUAGUUGAGUUUCUUUACGAUAUAUAUUAUCCUCUGCAUCUGCAAUUUGUUCUUCUAGCUUUUUCACAGUGGUCGACGGAUCUGAAAGCUGCUUCCUAGUACUGUAGCUUGUAGAGACUUGACGAAGUCGUCAUGCUGUUUGCCCAAGAACGCUUGAGAUUUUUCUAUUUUAUUGCAAUUAUCCGAUAUCUUUAUCAUUUCGUUCUUAAGAUUAUCAAUCUCACUCCUGAAUUUCUUACGAACACUUGGUAAAAUGUUUUUUUUCAUAGAACCUUCAAUGAAUCGACAGUCAACGUUUCAGCCAUGCUAAGUACGUCAGAAGCACAUCCAUCCCUGUAUUUGUUUCAGUUUAAGUUCACCUGACAUAUAUCAUUCUCUUUGAUAGAUACUACAGAUGGUAUAACAACGUCCACACCAUUGAUUAAUACGACAGUUGGAAUAACACCACCCACAACAAUGAGUAAUGCUACAAUGAGUAUACCAACAAGUACAAGAACAGUUUGUAUGCAGACGAUCACAAGAGUGAUUAGCACUACAGUUUGUAUCCCAACGACCACAAGAAUGGUUUAUACCACAGUUAGUAUAACACCCACCACAACAGUGAAUAAUGUCACAUAUGAUAUAACAUCAACCACAACAGUGAUGAAUACUACACUUGGAAUAAUACCUACCACAACAACGACUUAUAAUUCUACAGUGAUUAUACCAACAAGCACUGCAGUUGGUAGAACACCAUCUACAAUAGCAAUGAAUACUACAGUUACCCCGACCACACCAGGUACAUGUACUACUGAUAUUUUAAUUUUAAUUUUUUAUCUUUUACACGUUCCAUUUUGCAAAAUAGAAUUUUCUUUACAACAACAGCAUCUUUUACCAAAUUUUUCAGACAGCAGAAAAGUUUCAUUCCAUGUAGUCGAAUUAUGCAAGCAAUAAUACCGCCUCCGCAAAUUAGAAAUAUUGCAGACAUAACCCGAUAG
This is a messenger RNA of Paramuricea clavata, 7120 nucleotides long. The record is from the annotation of a GenBank genome assembly. NCBI's taxonomy places the organism in Eukaryota, Metazoa, Cnidaria, Anthozoa, Malacalcyonacea, Plexauridae.